AUGAUCCCUGUGAUCCAUCCAAUAUACCUCUUGCUGAAUGCCCCCUCUAUCUCAGCAAAAUUGCAGUCUUCAACUCAGCAUCAUCAUGAUUUUAUGCGCCAAGCGAUUUGAGUGGUAUUGGUGGCAUGUGCACUGAACACAUCCGCUCUUGUCCCUCCUGGCGAAGUGGGCAUUCACACAACGACUGUGUCUUUGUCAGCACAGACUCUAGUCUACCUGGCAUUCAAGGUCUCGAAUGGGGCGAAGUGUAUCCCUGUGUUGUGGUUCACUGGUUUGACAAAAUCGGCAAUGCUGCAGACGAAGACAUGGGAAUGUGGGUGGUUUGUCCAGGAGAGGGUGCAAACAAUAUUGCUGAGUACACGAUCAUUCAUAUUGACACCGUUUAUUGCGCUGCACAUCUGAUUCCCGUGUAUGGCACAGAAUUUCUGCCUCCAGAGCUCAAAUUUUAUCAUUCCUAUGAUGCAUUCCACACCUACUACAUGAAUAAAUAUGCUGACCAUCAUGUCUUUGAGAUUGCAUUUUGAUCUAGCUACUUGUACACCAUUUGAAUUUAUAAUACUAUUUUCUUUCUUAAUAUGUAUUUUCUCUCCUUUGUGUGGCAAACCCAA
Messenger RNA from Suillus bovinus, 608 nucleotides. RefSeq lists its product as uncharacterized. Lineage: Eukaryota; Fungi; Basidiomycota; Agaricomycetes; Boletales; Suillaceae. The transcript is spliced from 2 exons. Bases 126 to 524 code for a protein of 132 amino acids. The record is from RefSeq and is a predicted model, not a curated record.